GAACCUCUUGUGUUUAUACUCAGUAAGUGACAUUUAGUUAAAAAUUUAGGGUUUAGGUAUGAUUUUAAAGAAAUGUGUCUACUUUUCCUAUACCAACAAUCAUCUUUUCAUUGAUGCCGUAUUAUAAAAAAAAGAAAAAAAAAUUGCGAUGAACAUGGUCGCAAAGUUUGCUGUAUUUUGCAAACAGAUUUUUACUGUUGUAUAUUAUUUAAUUAUGAAAGAAGAUUUGUUAUUUAUGACCAAAUCUUGAAUACGUUAUGACUUAUGAUGCAGGUUGUGAAUUUUCCAUUAAAAGAAUAUCUACAAACAAUGAUGAAUGCUCAAUAAUUGAAACCGAGAGUCAAAAAAAUAGAAAUGUAAAACUUCAUCAGCAAAGAUCUUUUAGUUUACCAUAUUUAAUCAAUGAUUGGGUUUGUAAGUUGUGUUUAUAUAGAAAUACAUCUUCAUUUGUCUGUUGCAUUUGCGGAUACAUGAAAAUGGCCAUGCCUCAGAUAUUUGUCAAUGAUGAUGAGAUGCAAGACAAACAAACUAAUCUAAAUACAUUACUAGACAAUAAUUGUCAAGAUUGCUCUGUUAAUAAAUCUCCAAAACGCCACAGUCUCUCAGUUUAUGAAAGGGUAAAAUACAAAGUGAGCAGAUCAUUGUCUAACGGAUCAACGAUUCAUAAAAAAUAUACUGAACCCAGAAGACCUAGCAGUCUGUUAGUUGAUAAAGGAAGUAUUGACUUCAAUAUUACUGAUAAAAAUAAAAAUUUUAAUAGUGUUUCUAGGAAUGACAGUGAAACGUGGUCCUGUCAGCGUUGCACUUUAGAUAAUUCAGUUGAUUCCGAAAGGUGUGAUAUUUGUGAAACUCCCAAAAAAAGUUACAUUCCAAUUUCAGGUGCUGAUGCAUCAAAUACUAAUAUGGUCAUUGCUGUACCUAAAUGGGAAAAUCAGUUAGAUAUUCAAAAGAAAAAAGGAGGAAAUGUCAGUUCUCAUACUGAUUUAUGGCAGAAAACUUUGUACAAACGAUGUCAAUCAGAACUAAUUGGAAAUGAGUGGAGCAAUCACGAAUCUGAUGCGAACAAAGUAAAGAUGAGUGAAUCAACUGUUAUCAGAAGUUCAUUUAAUAAUCUUAACCUACAGCUCUCUGCUAACCGAAAUCCUUUCACAUCAUACUCCUACAUUGGUAUUUCAGAACCUAAAACCAAAGACAUAUCUUUUAUGACAAAUCAAGAGUCUAUACAACCUGUUUCUCUUAAUCUUAGUAGUACAUCAAAUAUUAAAAAUCUUUGUGAAAUUUCACGUAUUCAGUCUUCAUUGGAACGAAUGUGGACUUGUAUCAAAUGCUCUUAUGCUUACAACCCAUUAUGGUGUGAUACCUGUGAUAUAUGCUACUCUGCACGUACUCCUCCAUCUCUUACUAAACCAAGCCUUACAACUGUAACAAAAGAUUGUUCAAAUUUUGUUUCUCCAAGAAAUGAGGGUAAUAAUGAUUCUUCUAUUAAUAUGGAUGAUUUAAAGGGGUUGUCUACAAGCAUUGAUUCUGAAUGGUCUUGUAGGAAAUGUACUCUUGUUAAUUUAGCUUCUGAUGUUGCGUGCAUAGCCUGCGGGGGUUCAAAAUUAAAAAGCAUCUCAGUAAAUCCUGAUCUAACUUUAAGAAAAGGGGAAUUUUGGACUUGUCUUCAAUGCACAUUAAAAAACCCACUGACAGCACAAAGUUGCCAGGUUUGUAAGAGCCAGAACAAAUCUAGAGCAUCAGACAUUUCAAUAAAGACAACUUCACCUCGAAGUCCCUCCCAUAAACAUAGUAAACCUAAGUUAUUUCAAGCAGUAGGUGGUGCCAUUCCUAAACAGAAAUCAGUUGUUCGAAGGAAUAGUGCUGGAAGUACUACUAAUAGAAAUUUAAUAAAACCAAAAGUUGUAAGUCUAUUCACAGAUUAUAAAAUCACAGACUAUCCUGUUUCAUUACCUGAAUUAAAAUGGCACUGUGCUCACUGUACUUAUGAAAAUUCUAUUAAUGUGUCAUUAUGUGAUAUGUGUCAAAGCUCUAGAAGUAGCUCCUCCAGAAUCACACACAUUAAUUUUAUAAAUCAAUACACCAAAACUAUUUCAAAAAGUAAACAGGAGAGUGAACUUAGUGAAGAUCUACGGCAAAUAGAGGAAAGAGAGGCUCUUGAUGAAUGGAAUGAAAUUAUUAAGUAUUGUUUAGAGAAUAACGAACAAUUUAUUGAUGAUUCUUUUCCUCCUGCUACCAAGUCACUUUACUACAAUCCAAAUGAAGCAAAAGAUAGUCAUGUAGUUCAAUGGUUGAGGCCUCACCAAAUCAAUACUGAAAGUGAUACAAAGCUGAACUGGGUUGUUUUUCGUACACCGCUCCCAUCAGAUAUUUCUCAAGGUGUUUUAGGAAAUUGUUGGCUGCUUAGUGCUCUUGCAGUUUUGGCAGAAAGAGAAGAUCUUGUUCGAAACGUUAUGGUAACUCGUGAAUAUAGUCCACAAGGUGCUUACCAAGUCAGGCUAUGCAAAGAUGGGUUAUGGGUUACCGUUUUAGUUGAUGAUUUACUACCAUGUGAUAAAAAAGGACAUUUAGUUUAUUCUCAGGCUAAGCGUAAACAGUUAUGGGUUCCUUUGAUUGAGAAAGCUGUUGCGAAAAUUCAUGGAUGUUAUGAAGCUCUUGUGUCUGGUAGAGCCAUUGAAGGUCUUGCAACAUUAACUGGUGCUCCUUGUGAGAGUGUACCCCUUCAACCUAGUUCUAUACCAUCUGAAGACGAGCUCGACAAAGAUUUGAUUUGGGCUCAGUUAUUAAGCUCUAGAUUAGCUAUGUACUUGAUGGGAGCCUCCUGUGGAGGUGGAAAUAUGAAAGUGGAUGAAGAAGAAUAUCAAGAAAAAGGAUUAAGGCCUAGACAUGCCUAUUCAGUCUUAGAUGUACGUGAUUUAAAUGGUAUAAGACUGUUGAGACUUCGUAACCCUUGGGGCCAUUAUUCCUGGAGGGGAGACUGGUCUGAUGAUUCUAGUGUAUGGACUCCUCAAUUGAGAGAGUUACUAAUGCCACAUGGAGCUUCAGAUGGUGUUUUCUGGAUAUCUUUUGAUGAUGUUUUAAAAUACUUUGAUUGUAUUGAUAUAUGUAAAGUACAGAGCAAUGGUUGGAAUGAAGUACGAUUACAAGGAACAUUACCACCUCUUUCCUCGGAACAACAUAUUUCUUGUAUUCUGUUGACAGUUCUAGAACCAACAGAAGCAGAGUUUUCCCUUUUCCAAGAAGGUCAACGGAAUUCAGAGAAAUCCCAAAGAUCUCAACUUGAUCUUUGUGUGGUUAUUUUCCGAACUAGAAAUAUUGCUGCACCCAGUGUUGGAAGAUUAGUAGAACACAGCAAAAGACAAGUUAGGGGAUUUGUUGGUUGCCAUAAAAUGUUAGAAAGUGAUUUGUAUAUAGUUGUGUGCUUUGCUUUUAAUCACUGGCAUACUGGUAUUGAAGAUCCUGUAAAUUAUCCUGAAUAUGUAUUAGCCAUACACAGCUCAAAAAAGUUAAUUGUUGAACAGCUUUUACCACCUGCUUACAUUUUAGCUGAUUCCAUUAUUAGUCUCACUUUAGCUAAAGGUCAACGUCAUGAGGGCCGUGAAGGAAUGACAGCUUAUUAUUUGACUAAAGGUUGGGCUGGACUUGUGGUUAUGGUUGAAAAUAGGCAUGAAAACAAAUGGAUUCACGUAAAAUGUGAUUGUCAAGAAAGUUAUAAUGUAGUUUCCACACGUGGAGAAUUGCGGACAGUUGAUUCAGUACCUCCACUUCAUAGACAAGUCAUCAUAGUUUUGACACAAUUGGAAGGCAGUGGUGGAUUUUCAAUCGCUCAUAGGUUAACUCACAGAUUAGCUAACUCAAGUGGUUUACAUGAUUGGGGUCCACAAGGAAGCUGUCACUUUCCUGCUGUGGACAAACAAGUUGAAGGAUUACAUUCUCCAAGACUAAUUACUUAAAUCUGUUAAUGUUAUUACUUUUUAAUAAAUGGGUGUCCUCAAAAAAUGACCCUUUUUCUGUUAAAAACUAUAGUAUGUUUAUCAAACAAUAAUAUAAAAUAAAGUAUAGAUCUAAUUGUAAUAAAAUUAGAAUAAAAAAUGUUUGACCAUAUAUUGUAAAUUCAGGGUAUUUUUUUUUUUUUUUUAUAGCUUCUUCCAGUUGAUUUCAUUUAGUUUAUUUUUUAUGACAUUUUAACCAACAUUGUAGGUUAUCUUCAAGAACUAAAAGGUAAUGAGGGAGAAAGGAGUAACUAUGUAAAAAUAGACAAGAUAAUACUAGCUAUACAGAUAAUGUGAAACUUUGUUUUUAAGGACAUACUUCUUUCAUUAAACUUCUCAGUGGGAAUUAAUUAAUUAAUUAAUAUAAUGAUAUAAUCUAAAGUCUUUGAUAAAAUAUAUUUUUUCCCAAGAGUUUUAUUUCUUUUUUAUGUUUUGUUAUUUAUGAAAACAAUUAGGAUUAAACAAUUUGUAUGCUGUUAAUAUAUAUGAAACCAUGAUGGAAAUGGUUGGUUUUUAUAGGACACCCCAUAAGCUGAUUUUUGUCAAGAUAAUAAAACUAGUUUUUCAUAAAGCAGUGCACUCUCUCCAAUCCAGCAGAAAAUUUUAUAAUAAAACUUUUUGAUACUUUAAUUGAUAAUUUCUCUUCUAUAGUAAGAUGCCAAGACAUGGCCAACUAAUUACUAAACAUUUCUAUCAGCAGCUAUUUCUUUCUGGCCUUGUUCCACACAUGUUAUGUAAUGCUGCCAUAAGUGAUUCUUCUAUCAUUAAGCUGCUUGCUUUCUGUGGAGAUGCUGAAAAUAUGCAGUGCUGGAUUAUGGAGGAAUUAAUGGUUUCAAUGCCAUUUUAAUAAUUUUCAAUGCAAUUGGUUGGCUGUUCUCCUAAAUGGAUUGCAACAAGUGAGUUCUUAAAGCACAGGGAUUGAAUUUUCCAUCUGGAUUAAGAAUCUCUUAUCAUUUUCCCUUACAAUACACUGAUGUUGAGAAUUUAUUAGACUUGAAUUUUGCUCUCAAUCCUGG
Messenger RNA from Nezara viridula (southern green stink bug), 5005 nucleotides. Lineage: Eukaryota; Metazoa; Arthropoda; Insecta; Hemiptera; Pentatomidae. The record is from the annotation of a GenBank genome assembly.